This is a messenger RNA of Trichoderma virens Gv29-8, 1485 nucleotides long. RefSeq lists its product as uncharacterized. The record is from RefSeq and is a predicted model, not a curated record. Lineage: Eukaryota; Fungi; Ascomycota; Sordariomycetes; Hypocreales; Hypocreaceae. The transcript is spliced from 2 exons. The annotation marks the transcript as partial.
CUGCUGUUUAUUAAUAAGACGCAGAAGUCGCAAGUCUUGUCCAGAAGCAAGGCCGGUGAACGGGCAGCCAUUUUGAGCCAUGUGCAGAAUAACCGACGCAAGCAUGAGGCCGAAGCAUCUCAUCGAUCGAAACCAUGGUCUAAAUUUGUCACCACUUUAUCAACCUCAGAUGAUUCGAAAACCUCUGAAACUGAUGCGAAAUUCCAGUCCCUGUCCACGGCAGUGACACCCUCGUACAAUUCCUCGGACCCUUUCCACUGCACAAUAGCCAAUAUGGAUGCCGGUACCCAUGCCAUUCUUCAUAUCACCUUUUCUCACGCAUCACGGGCAAAUUUCCUCGCCGAGUCUUUUGCCCCAUCGUAUAUGCUCCUGCAUCAACUCCCCACGCGGCACGAUGCAAUGUUCCAGCUUCGUCUAAAACGCUGUGUCGAGGAUGAAAAGCUCAUGUACUCGACUCUCGCAUACGGCUCUAGCCUCUUGGGUUGGAUGAUGGGUCGCUUUGACUCUUCGAAGCAGCCAGAGUACUUUCUCGACAAGGCUCUUCGUGCUGUGCGGAAUUAUCUCGCUGUUCCUGGAUACAAAGUUGAUGACUGGCUUUUACUUUCCAUGUAUGCCCUUGCGGUGACAGAAAUGUGGAAUGGCCUGCCCGUCAUGUGGAAGCGAUCGCCACAGAGACACGCAAUGGUUUCCAAGCUGGGAUCCCAUGGAUUUGCCGCCUGUCGAAUGCAUCUCAAGGCAUUGAUCCAAAUCGUCAACAAUGCCGGUGGAUGGAAGCAGUUCGAUCCUUACAUCCUAGACAGUGUUGUAUUGGCAGACAGGUACAUGGCCAUCAGCCAAGGGAGGCCACCAGUUAUUCCUAUAACUUGGGAUCCAGGGCCCUUGCCCACUUCGAUUCGAGAGGAGCUCGGGAUAACGGGGCAGUCGGUAUUGCCUCUUCUCGGAUCCAAUCUUCUUUUGGAGCCGCUUUCGGAGAAACUCGACAGUAUGAUACGGGAUCUAGUCGACUAUUGUCGUAUCGCGAGCGAGGCAUGGGCGUGGUCGUCGAUCGGACCCGAAGCCGAAGGUUGGCUUUUCAGGCGAUUGCAGGCAAUUUCAUGUCGCCUUCUGCUCUAUAUCCACGAUGAGCACAUAACUUAUAUCCAAAGUUGCAUUUGCUUUGCGACACUGACCUUUAUUUCGAGCUCUAUUGCUGCCAAAGGACCGCAGAUGAGCGCGCAGUACGCAGCUAGACAGCUUUUUCUAUUGCUCCAAGAAAAGCAUCAUUCAGAAGAAGAGAUGAAAAUGUCCAAGGGCUUGUAUUUUUGGUUGCUGUUUAUGGGGUCGGUCGUCGCUGAACCUCAGCCAUGGUUCCUUGAACAGCUGGCAGAACAAUGUGACGGGGGAGAAAUUUCAGAGCCGAAUUUGGAGGCAAGGCUGAAGCCUUAUCUGUAUCUACCAUCGCGUCAGGGCACACGCAUGCCUCUAAUAGUCGAGCAUUUGAAUUCU